Molecule: messenger RNA, 2340 nt
Organism: Sycon ciliatum
Lineage: Eukaryota; Metazoa; Porifera; Calcarea; Leucosolenida; Sycettidae
Exons: 3
Coding region: 1-2340 (779 amino acids)
Molecular function (GO): catalytic activity
Source: RefSeq, a predicted model, not a curated record
AUGCCGUUGAUCGACUAUUCAUAUCCAAACGAUAGCUACAAGCAAGGAUCGGUAACCCCAAAGCAGGCAUUUGGGAAGCCAUGCUUUGAUCUCUACGUUGAAGAGGACGACACAGACUCUCGGUCUGCUGGUGACUCUACUGGAGAGGCGAACGUGUGUUCUGCGGGCAGAAUCACACACCCUACGGAAUGCGGUCGAGAUGCAGGCAGCAAGUCGCCGGUAAGUGACUUAGAGGUUAUCUCGCCUCCCGAAGACACCAUAUUAGAUGUCAAUGGCCUGAUCGAAAGCAUCAAGACCGAAAUAGUUGGGACAGUCAAGGCUGAAUUGGCCGCCCUUCAGGAAGUUUUUUCAGGGAUCUCCUCGGCAAUCGUCAACAUGCAAGGGGAACUCUCCAUGAUUAGAAAAGAGCAAGCUGACCUUGCACACACGCAUACGCCUAUUAGUACGGUGCAAUCAGAUUCCCGUAUAUCUGCGCUGGAGGACAAGUGUAAGGAACAGGAAGCGCGCCUCAAGUCAGUAGAGCAUAAUAUGCAACACAUGUACACUGAACCGACCCCACUCAAAAAGGCUGGCGAUACCGUAUCCAAGCCGGGUGCACGUGGGCUGCAAAUGCAGCAAGCCAACCAAGGGCGCCUCAAAAUUCCCAUCACUGAGCUAGGAGUGGAGUGUGUCUCUGUUCGUCUUCGCCUGUGUACCAAACCUAAGGCUAUUGAGCUGGCUGUGUGCAGUAUAUAUCGUCCACCGAGUGCAACUGUCGACUUCUGGAACCUGUGCAGUCAGCAUCUUGACGUCAUCAGCCGUAAAUUUAGCAGGAUUAUUGUACUAGGGGACUUUAACACUGAUGUGCUACAGCAAUCAUCAAAUAACCACCAUUACAAGCACCUGUCCAAUCUGUGUGAGGAGUUUCACCUCCGCAAUGUCGUGACUUCACCAACGCGACUUGCCAAGACAUGUCUGGAUCUAAUACUCGUUUAUGCUGCCGCACCACAUGUUAAGACAACUGUAGUAUCUGUAGACGGCGUGAGCGACCAUGAUCUCGUUCUGACUAACUUCUCCUACAAAGCCACGCAGCAAGCUAACUCCCGCCUCAAAUUCGUGCGCAAACCGCUCCCACAUGCAAUUGACCCCGCUACACUCUGUGAUGAUAUCGACAGCACUCUGGAGCCUCUCCCCAAAAAAGUACGCACUCACCCGUCAGAUCAACAGCUUCUGCAGAGGUAUCGUGCAAUACGGCGAGAAGGCACUCUCCUCAACAGGCAGCUGAAGUCACAGUAUUACAUCAGAGAGUUCAAAAAUCGUCGCCACGACCCACGAGGCCAAUGGGCCAUUAUCAAUAGCUUGUCUGGUAGAACAGCAGUGAGGGCUGCCCCAGCAGCCACACUCGCCGAUCUGACAACUACCUUCGCCGAGAUCGUCCAUGACCCUGCCAGACCAGUCGAGCUGCCCCUACCCGUUGCAGACCCCAAUAGCACUACUCUUUUGGAGUUUGAUACCGUCAGCGUCGAUACCAUCUCCAAGUUGCUUGAAUCUCUGGUAUCCAACAAAGCCACCGGCUCCGAUGAUAUUCCGUCCUGCAUCCUGAAAUCCUGCAGAGAUUCAGUCUCGUAUCCGUUAACUGUUAUCGUCAACCAGUCUCUUCGCUCUGGCAUCUUUCCAGCUGCCUACAAACAUGCCCAUGUCUGCCCUGUUUACAAAUCUGGUGAUAAGACCUCAGCCACCAACUACAGGCCAAUCUUGCUGUUGCCUAUCGCGGCCAAGAUCCUAGAGAAGGUUGUCCACAAGCAAGUCACUUCGUAUUUCACCCAGAAUCCAGACCUGUCAGCCAUACCAGCUGAACAAUUUGCGUACCGCUCACCCCAUAGCUGUGAGGAUGCCCUGACACUUUGCAUAGACAGAUGGAACAGAGCACUUGACAACGGUGACCAAUGCGGAGUAGUCUUUGCGGAUAUGAGCAAGGCGUUUGACCGUGUGCAGCACACAGGUCUGCUGGGAGAGCUAGCCACCACUGGCUUAGGCGGCACUGUCCUCAAGUGGUUCUCAGACUAUCUCACGAACCGCAGCCAGCAGGUUACUGUCAAUGGUGAGAAGGGUGACACCAAACCCUGUACAAGAGGGGUCCCCCAGGGGUCUGUUCUUGGGCCUUUGCUUUUCUGCGUCUACAUUCGCCGGGUACCCGAUAUAUUUCACCAGUGUGUCGUGCAGCUGUACGCUGAUGAUAUUGCGUUCUACGUAUUCGGCUCUGAUGUGGCUACAAUUAUGCUACGCUUGCAGGAUAGUAUGCGGUUGCUAGAGCAAUACCUUGAUGAGAAAGGCCUUCUGCUCAACCCCACUAAAACAUAG